ACGUAAUAGAGAAUUGACGUACGUCAAUCAUUUUAGUUUAGCAUGAGUGUAAUACUUAUAAUGAUACGUUUUAAUUUAGAUAGAAGUACGAUCUAAAAUUGUGCAAAAUAAAGUGAGGAAUUUAAUUUAAAUAUGUCUUAUUGACAGUCACCCAUGUUUAUUGUAUGAAGUUUAGAUUAAAAAUAUUGUAACCAUGACAACAGAGGAAAAAUUUAAUGCAGCUGUAAACGUUAUUAGAAGUUUACCGAAAAAUGGUUCUUAUCAACCUAGCAAUGAUUUGAUGUUAAGGUUUUAUGGUUAUUUUAAACAAGCCACUCUAGGUUCUUGCACUGGAUCUAGGCCUGCUUUCUGGGAUGUUGUUGGACGAGCAAAAUAUGACGCAUGGAAAAAACUUGGUGAUAUGUCAAAAGAAGCGGCAAUGGCUAAAUACGUUGAAGAGCUACAUGGGAUUGUAGAAACAAUGAGUUAUUCUGAUAAAGUCGCUAAUUUUCUGGAGGCACCGACUAAUGAACUUGAUACAAUCAAUAUGGAUGAUCUAGAGUUAAUUGCGGGAGAUGUGAUGGAAAGGGUUCGAUCUUUACCGAAUUCUCCAUUAGCUUCUAGAGAAGCUUCUCCUGUUAGAUUUGGAUCUAAUGCAGGCUCCUCUGCAUCUCCAUCACCCAGUACACAGGAGGAUGAAUCAGACCAUAGUGAUGACGAAUAUAUAGAUACUAUAGAGAAUCCAGAGCCACGAAAAUAUAUUUCGAGCAACAUAUCAACGAACGAGUUACCUAAUGGUAAUGUUCUGCAUAUACAAAGCCAACACAUUUCUAGAUCAAGAACUAAGCCUCAGAAUAACAUAGAUAUAUCACAGGAAAUAUCCAGGGCCGUUCAGAACAUGAAGGAGGAUAUUGAGAAGUUAAAAACAAAAGUUAAUUUUAUAGAAAAUGCUAACAGAUCAGCAAAACUUCAAAGGAGAAAAUGGUUUUUAGGAGAAACAUCACCUCAAGUUUUUGUUUUUCUUUUAAUUUGGCCAUUUAUAGCCAAUUUCAUAAUGAAUAGAUUCCUUAUUAGGAGGAACUAAUAUGUACACUUGUUUACUGUUCAAGUUGUUAUAAAACUGUUUAGGAUCGGUAUUACAAGAUUAACUUGUAACAUGUAUUGUGGUAUAUAUGUUUUUAUAUAUAAUUUAAUAAUGAGUUUUUAAGAUAAACAGCUAUCUUCAGAUUUUAAAAGGUGAUUGUAUUUUAUAUUUUUAUAAUGUUGAUUUAACGGAGGUCCUUAGUCAGUAAUUAGGAUUUCUUUAGUUUUUUUUUGUUUGAUUGUUUUUAUAGGUAUAUGUACAUAUAUGUUGGUGAUGAGUUUGUUAUAUUUUUAGU
This is a messenger RNA of Anoplophora glabripennis (Asian longhorned beetle), 1358 nucleotides long. RefSeq names its product acyl-CoA-binding domain-containing protein 5. Gene Ontology annotation, molecular function: fatty-acyl-CoA binding. The coding region runs from base 194 to 1063 and encodes 289 amino acids. The record is from RefSeq and is a predicted model, not a curated record. The transcript has 5 exons. Gene Ontology annotation, biological process: fatty acid metabolic process. NCBI's taxonomy places the organism in Eukaryota, Metazoa, Arthropoda, Insecta, Coleoptera, Cerambycidae.